AUGUCUUCACCAAUUGAAAAAGAUUCACAAGCAAUUGAUACGGGUGCUCUCAGCACAAAUGGCACGAAGGAACCAUUUCACGAGGAGGGGCUCGAGCUGUCCGGUAGGCCCGCUACCGUGAAUCUACAUCGCCAAAAAUGGUACCAAUGGUUCUCGCCUAGCGACACGCCGGAAGAGCGUCGAUUGAUACUAAAGCUGGACGCAUUGAUCAUGAUCUUUGUUUUUCUAGCAUAUUGGGCGAAAGUUUUAGACUCAUCUGCGACAAGUGCAGCAUACGUGAGUGGUAUGAAGGAAGACUUGAAGUUGUUUGGAAACGAGCUCAACUAUCUCAACACCACUUACAUGGUUGGAUAUAUCACGCUUCAAAUACCAUUGACAGUGCUUAUGACUCGCUUCUCGGCAGCAUACUUUAUUCCCGGGGCCGACCUCAUAUGGGGAAUACUCACUCUUGCGCAGUACAAAGUCAGCAAUGUGCACCAGCUAUAUGUGCUUCGCUUCUUCGUCGGCGCGGCUGGAAGCUUGUUCUUCCCAGCUGUUCAAUGGCAUCUUGGGUGCUGGUAUAAGCGGUCAGAACUGAGCCGACGAGGUGCUUUAUUUUUCAUUGCCAGUCAAGUUGGUAGUAUGAGUUCGGGAUACAUACAGAGCGGUGCAUACGCUCACCUCAAUGGUAGGUAUGGCAUUGAAGGAUGGCGCUGGCUGUAUAUUAUUUGCUUUGCCUGUACGGUACCAGUCGCCCUCCUUGGAUUCAUUGUGCUACCGGGUCAUCCAGAUACCUGCAAACCUUUCAUCUUAACAGAAAAUGAUAUUCGACUAGCCAGAGAGCGCAUGGCGGCUGAAAACCGUGAACCUCGAAAGCCAAUUACUUUAUCUGUGAUCAAAUCUGUUUUGGUCGGUUGGCACUUUUGGGUUUUAGUAUCCUUUGCCUUUUUCUUCUCACAGGCCGACGGCAUCUCCUCAAACAGCGGCCUCCCAUUAUGGCUCAAAGCCGAAGGGUACAGCGUCGAGAAGAUCAACACCAUCACCACCAUCCUACCUGCGGUGACAAUCGUGUCCUCAAUCAUCUGCGGCGUGUUAUCAGACAUUUAUGAUGCCAAAAUCUGCUUAAUCACUAUUACUGCUUUGCUCAACAUCUUGGCGGGCGUGGUUUUGGCCAUCUGGGACGUACCCAAGGGUCUCAAAUUUUUCGCCUUUUUCCUUUCGGGGUCUGCAGACGGCAUCGCCGCCGUCAUUUACGCAUGGGCAAAUGAGAUUUGUGCCGGAAAUGCAGAAGAGCGUGCAAUCGUACUUAGCAGCAUGAAUACUGUUGGAAAUACGUUUGGAGCAUGGCUUCCGUUAUUGUAA
This is a messenger RNA of Trichoderma aggressivum f. europaeum, 1341 nucleotides long. RefSeq lists its product as uncharacterized. The record is from RefSeq and is a predicted model, not a curated record. The transcript has 4 exons. NCBI's taxonomy places the organism in Eukaryota, Fungi, Ascomycota, Sordariomycetes, Hypocreales, Hypocreaceae. Gene Ontology annotation, biological process: transmembrane transport. Gene Ontology annotation, molecular function: transmembrane transporter activity. Gene Ontology annotation, cellular component: membrane. The coding region runs from base 1 to 1341 and encodes 446 amino acids.